AUGGCUCCGAUCGCGGCCAUCCCGCAGCAGUUCAAUGAAAUUCCUACAGUGGUUGGGAUUUUUAGUGCAUUUGGCCUUGUCUUCUCUGUCUCCCUUUUUGCUUGGAUCUGCUGUCAGUGUAACUCUUCCAAAACCAAUAAGACUCCUCCGUAUAAGUUUGUCCAUGUUCUGAAGGGGGUUGAUAUUUACCCUGAGACUCUCAAUAGUAAGAAGUUUGGAGCAGAUGAUAAAAGUGAAGCAAAGAACAAAUCAGCGAUGCCAAAGAAUCCUCUCUGUCUUGACCGGGACAAAAGAGAUCUAAAUGGCAAUUUUCCCAAAACAAACCCUAAAAUGCAGAGCUCUCCAGAUCUUGAAAAUUUGUCUCCUAAGCACUUUGCAGAAGCAAAGAAAGAUUCAGUACCCUCUGAUAGUUUUAAAUCCAUCACUUCCCUGUCAUCUGAAGAUAUAAAAGACAAGCUAGGAACUCUCUUCUCCUUAGAGUACAACUUUGACAAAAAGGCAUUUGUAGAGAACAUCAAAGCAGCACGUGGGCUGCCAGCAAUGGAUGAACAGUCAAUGACUUCUGAUCCCUACAUCAAAAUGACAAUCCUGCCUGAGAAAAAGCACAAGGUGAAAACCAGAGUGCUGAGAAAAAACUUUGAUCCAUCUUUCAAUGAGACCUUCACGUUUUAUGGAAUCCCCUAUAGCCAAAUUCAAGAGUUAACACUUCACUUCAUGAUCCUGAGCUUUAACAGGUUUUCCAGAGAUGACGUCAUUGGUGAAGUCCUCAUUCCCCUUGCAGGAACUGAAUUAUCAGAAGGAAGGCUGCUAAUGGACAGAGAGAUCAUCAAAAGAAAUGUUAGGAAAUCAUCAGGAUGUGGAGAAUUACUGAUAUCUCUCUGUUAUCAGUCUACAACAAACACACUCACUAUGGUUGUUUUAAAAGCCAGGCAUCUACCUGAAUCUGAUGUGUCAGGUCUAUCAGAUCCUUAUGUCAAAGUGAACUCGUAACAUGCUAAGAAGAGAAUUUCUAAAAGGAAAAUCCAUGUGAAGAAAUGCCCCCCCCCCAAUGCAGUGUUCAAUGAAUGUUUUGACAUUCCUUGUGAGGACCUUGAUGACAUCAACAUUGAAUUUUUGGUUUUAGAUUCAGAUAGGGAGUCAAGGAAUGAGGUCAUUGGCCGAUUAACAUUGGGAUCUUCAGUAGAAGGAAGAGGUGGAGAGAACUGGAAAGAAAUUUGUGAAUAUCCUAGGAGACAAAGUGCCAAAUGGCAUAUGUUGUGUGAUGGUUAG
This is a messenger RNA of Cuculus canorus (common cuckoo), 1269 nucleotides long. RefSeq names its product synaptotagmin-4-like. Gene Ontology annotation, biological process: regulation of calcium ion-dependent exocytosis; cellular response to calcium ion; vesicle fusion. Gene Ontology annotation, molecular function: SNARE binding; clathrin binding; calcium ion binding. Gene Ontology annotation, cellular component: membrane; synapse; axon. Lineage: Eukaryota; Metazoa; Chordata; Aves; Cuculiformes; Cuculidae. The record is from RefSeq and is a predicted model, not a curated record.